ACAGAUUUACUGUUGUGUGUCUGUGAGUUCAGUUAAACAGUGGCAGGGUCGGUGGAGGAGAGGGAACACAAGGUGUGUGUCGGUUGUUCAACAUGUCUGUGUGACUGCAGGACACACAGUAUCUCGCACCAUGAACAACUCGGUAACUUCCGCUACUUUCGUCCGGAACAUCAGCUACAGUUCCCGUCGCAGGUUGUCGGACUUCCUGGAUCCUCAGGACAGGUGGAUCGACGUGGCGGUGUCCAUACGGAAGCCGAGCGGGGACUUGAGGUACUCGCAGCAUCACAUCAGGAGGUUUCAGGGCCUGGUGGCUCAGGGCAGGAGUCCCACAGAGGAGCUGUUGAAUGACUGGGGAACCACCAACUGUACAGUGGGGGAACUGGUGGACAUUCUGAAGAGUCACAGGUUACUGGCUGCUGCUUCUGUCCUACUUCCUGUGGAGGAAGCCUCCUCAGAAGAGCUGCAGCAAGCGUCUCCUCCAGCAGCUCAGACAGAGAGUGAGCUUCCCACCAGACUCCUGGAGGAGAGACAGACUCAGUCUUCCCAAGUCGACUCCACUCGUCAGCCACAGACUCUGCAGCCGCAGACUCGGCAGCCGCAGACUCUGCAGCCGCAGACUCUGCAACCGCAGAUUCUGCAGAAGAGCAGUGAACCUCGGGACACAGGCAACUGUUUCUCCAGCUUCCUGUACAAUGAGCUGAAGGAGAUCACGGGCAACUUUGACGACCGCCCCAUGUCAGACGGCGGCAGCCGACUGGGAGAGGGAGGCUUCGGCACCGUGUACAAAGGGCUCCUGAACGACAAGCCUGUCGCAGUGAAAAAGCUGAAUCCAAUGGACAACACUUCCCUGGACGAGCUGCAGGUUCAGUUCUAUCAGGAGAUCCAAACUCUGAAAGUGUUGAAGCAUGAGAACUUGGUGGACAUGGUCGGGUUUUGCUGUGACGGACAGCACCCGUGUGUGGUGUACGCCUUCAUGGCCAAUGGAUCUUUGCUUGACCGACUAGCGUGCCUGGAUGAUAGUCCUCCACUGUCCUGGCAACAGAGAUGCGUGAUAGCAGAGGGGACGGCAAGAGGCCUGGAGUAUCUGCACAGCAACCAUCAUGUGCACAGAGAUGUCAAAAGUGCGAAUAUUCUGUUAGAUGAUAAUCUUGUGGCGAAGAUCUCGGACUUUGGGCUGACGAGAGCAUCAGCCAAGCGGACGUCAACGACCAUGAUGACAGAGAGGAUUGUGGGAACCCGUGCAUACAUGGCGCCGGAGGCCCUUAGAGGAGAGAUCACACCCAAAUCUGAUGUCUUCAGCUUUGGAGUGGUGCUGCUUGAAAUAAUGUCUGGAAUCCCGCCAGCCUGUGAGAACCGGGAGCCACAGUUCUUGAUGGAGGUUAGGUAUGAUAUAGAGGACGAAGAGGAGGACCUGACUCUGGACGACAUUAUAGACAAAAAGAUGAGAGACUGGGAGCUGAGUCAGGUGGAAAACAUCUACUCUUUGGCCUGUAACUGCCUCCAUGACAGGAAAAACAGACGACCGCACAUCGAUCAGGUCCUGUCAGAGAUAAAGGGGGUCGUCAAAAGCAUUACACUGGAUCUUCAGGCAUAGCAUCACACUGAAAAUACAAGAUGUGAAAACCUGCCCAGCUCCUUCAAUGCACUGACUGAAAAAAUGUUUCUUGAAUCCAUUUUUGAUAAAUUUUACUGACAAAAAAUCGCAUCAAUAUAUAUUUCUAAAGUAAUAUACUUUUGUUUUUACCUUUUUAUAAAUAAUUUAAAAAUGUUCUGUUAAGAAGCUCAGUUAAAACAGUUGUGCAAGUGCGACUGCUACAGAAGUAUUGCAGUGCAAUGUACUAGCUGAGCCUGAGAUGUCAUCAGGUUAGAUGGCUCAAUAAAUUGCUGAUUCUGUUUUUCCUGCCGUUAUUCCUGUAUUAGCUGUGAAAAAGAAUAAAAUGAAUGAAACA
This is a messenger RNA of Limanda limanda (common dab), 1949 nucleotides long. It is a transcript of the gene irak4, whose product is annotated as interleukin-1 receptor-associated kinase 4. The record is from RefSeq and is a predicted model, not a curated record. The coding region runs from base 131 to 1594 and encodes 487 amino acids. NCBI's taxonomy places the organism in Eukaryota, Metazoa, Chordata, Actinopteri, Pleuronectiformes, Pleuronectidae. The transcript is spliced from 11 exons. Gene Ontology annotation, biological process: signal transduction; protein phosphorylation. Gene Ontology annotation, molecular function: magnesium ion binding; ATP binding; protein serine/threonine kinase activity.